Ochlerotatus camptorhynchus is the source of this 795-nucleotide messenger RNA. RefSeq names its product sperm-associated antigen 7. Gene Ontology annotation, molecular function: nucleic acid binding. Bases 64 to 780 code for a protein of 238 amino acids. The transcript is spliced from 4 exons. NCBI's taxonomy places the organism in Eukaryota, Metazoa, Arthropoda, Insecta, Diptera, Culicidae. The record is from RefSeq and is a predicted model, not a curated record.
UAGCAUCAGAAAAAAAGGAAGUCCUUCGCUCAGCAGCAGUAAGAAACAAAAAACCCUCUCAAAAUGGAUCUUCUGAAUUCUAUUCUCGGAUCGAUGGACAAACCACCGUCCAGGGAUAAAAAGGAGAAAGAGCUGAUUGAAAAGCAAAAGAAGGAGCUGGAGCAGCACCGGAGCAAGGAACGGGACGAGUUAAAUCGCUUCCGCAAGUACGCCGAAGAGCGCCUGGGCCGGUUGAUCAAGGAUCCCAAUCGACCGUACAUGGAAUUUCAACCGUUGGAUAAAGUUCACCGUUCCGUGGUACAUGAUAUUGCUGAAAUUGGUGGACUGGCUGCCAUGAGCUUCGGCGUUGAAGGCGUAGAUAGGUACAUUGUAGUCUAUAAGAAAGAGCAUCUACCUUCGGAAGAAGAGCUGGCAGUUCGACGGCACGGGGAUCCUUGGAAUAAGCAAACUGCUGAGGAAUAUGUCGUGAAGCGAAAGCAUCAGAAGCUGCUCGAUGAAGAGCGUCAGAAGAAGCCCUUGGACGAGAAGAAAGUCACUGCUCCGACAACUAACUAUAAAAACAAGUACGUCCAUCUGAUUGGUCAGGAUGCCGCUCUGGAAGCGGCGAAGAAGACCGAGACGAACAAAACCUACGGUUAUGUUCCCAGCGAGAAUAAGCGCGACAUCCGCUCGAUCGAGCAAACCAUGGCCGACAUCCAAGCGAAGAAGAAACUCAAAAUCCAGCACGUGACGCUAUGUGCGGAACCGGAUGUCGACGGUGGCUCGUCCGGGCAGAUUUAAGGGUUCAUGUUGAAG